Egretta garzetta (little egret) is the source of this 4609-nucleotide messenger RNA. RefSeq names its product zinc finger protein 239. The transcript has 2 exons. Lineage: Eukaryota; Metazoa; Chordata; Aves; Pelecaniformes; Ardeidae. Gene Ontology annotation, molecular function: RNA polymerase II transcription regulatory region sequence-specific DNA binding; DNA-binding transcription factor activity, RNA polymerase II-specific. Gene Ontology annotation, biological process: regulation of transcription by RNA polymerase II. The record is from RefSeq and is a predicted model, not a curated record. Bases 97 to 1089 code for a protein of 330 amino acids. Gene Ontology annotation, cellular component: nucleus.
GGCGGCCAGGCUGGGCGGAGAAGAGGGGGUGCGGGCCAUGACUAAAGGCGUCGGGUGUGUCUGGACUCUCCGUCUGUCCCAGCAGGUGAUGGGAGCAUGAGUGAAAAUGAGGGGGAUCUCCAGCGAGAUGGGCUGGAGGCAGCCGAACCCUGUGGGACCAUUUCAGACUUUUUCAUGAGGGAAGCUUCUCCUCCAAGCUGCGACCGGGAGGUGUCUCGCCCAAGGCCAGACCUUCUCUCCCCAGAGACGGGGCUGGGGCUGGAGAAGACUUCUCGCUGCGGCUUUCGGAAGCGGAAGGAGACGGUGGUACACCAGCCGGCAUUCAUGGGAGAGAAGCCCUACAUCUGCGUCGAGUGCGGGCAGAGCUUCAACCGCAGCUCCGACCUGAUCCGCCACCAGAGGAUCCACACCGGGGAGAAGCCGUACAUGUGUGCUGACUGCGGCAAGAGCUUCAGCCGACGCUCCCACCUCAUCCAGCACCAGCGUGUCCACACGGGUGAGCGGCCCUACCAGUGCAAGGACUGCGGGAAGAGCUUCAGCCAGAGCACCCACCUGGUGCAGCACCAGCGCAACCACACUGGCGAGAGGCCUUAUGUCUGUGCCAAGUGUGGGAGGAACUUCUACCAGAACUCAGGCCUGCUCCGCCAUGCCAACUUUCACACAGGUGAGAAACCCUACAAGUGCCCCCAGUGCGGGAAGCGCUUCAGCGACAGCUCCAACCUCAUUGCCCACCAGCGGCUCCACACGGGCGAGAAGCCCUACAAGUGUGCUGACUGCAACAAGUGCUUCAGUGAGAGCUCUAAGCUGGUCAUCCACCGGCGCGUCCACACAGGUGAGAAGCCAUACUUGUGCCCUGACUGUGGAAAGAGUUUCAGCCAGCGCUCGCACCUUGUCCAGCACCGUCGCACCCACACUGGGGAGAAGCCCUACAAGUGUGCUGAGUGUGGGACCUGCUUCAGUGACAACUCUACCCUCAUCCGUCACCGUCGCACCCACACCGGGGAGAAACCUUUCAAGUGCUCCCACUGUGGGAAGAGCUUCAGUCGCAAUUCCUACUUAGUCUCACACCAGCGGGUGCAUGUGUGGUAGGCAGUGUCGCUAGGUGAAUUCUGGGGGUGAUCUAGGAUGCAGCUGCUGGUCCAGGCCUGUCCAAAAUGUGCCUAAGGGACAAGGGGGUGGACAAGGGUGUGACAACACCAGGGCCCCUGGAUUAUAGGCAGCUGGCCAGAGUAAUGCCUUUGGCCCAUGUUGCCCUUUUCAGUCAUCUCCUCCUCCCAAUGCACCUCAGGCAUGGACAAAAAGUGAGCAGGGGUUGCAGUGGGUAGUUCUGCAUCCUGGUACUAGAAUCGGAUGCCAUCUGCCACGUGGCCAAGGUGCAGAUGUUUCUCCCACCUCCCUGUGAGAGGUGGUUGCCUGGAACCCUGAGGAGAGAACGCAAAACAUCAGGUCUAUGGAAGCUCACCGUGCCAGCUCUGUGUCUCAUACAGCAGUCAGGAAGGUCAAAGCUAAGUAAAUCCUGCUGAGAAGCUGGAGAUUCAGCAUGAUGCAUAUACAGUGUGCGGGCCAGCUUGAAGCACAGGCAAAGACCACUUGGGUCUGCUUGUAAAAGGAACAUGUAGGCAUACCCCAAACCAGAAAGGAAGGCAUGCCUGCAAAGGUUUUCUGCAAAUGUUGCUUGGAUGGUAGCAACAACGGAGCUGCAGGAUAGGGACGUGGCCUGUUCUGAAAUCUUGGAACUGGUGAGGUAACUGAUGUAGAAAACUGUCAUACCUGGAGGCUUAAAAAAAAAUACUCAGAAUUAUACUUGCUGCUGCUAAGACUGUGGUACACAACUUCACAGGUGUAUGGAGGUCGCCUGUGAGUUUGUACUGGUAGCCUCCUCUUUCUGCAGAAUUUGGAAUCACAGAUAUGGUUCAAGUGGGCUGGUGUAAUCUGUGUUGCAAAAUGGGACAGAUGGAACAACAGGGUACUGGGACUGACCUGAUUCCAAACCAGUAUUUCUCAAGUCCCAUUUUGAGCAGUGUGUGUGCGCAUGUGUGUAAAUAACAUCUAUACGUAUGUAGUCACAUAUGUACGAACUAGCUUUUACACUAAGUAUACCUCCACUCAUGUGUGAGCGAUCAUGAGUGCACACGCUGUGGCAGUGGUCAAAACGGCCAGCUGUGUGACACUACACCAUAUCAAUACUUCUCAAAAUGCUGAACAUAAUGUACAUACUAGCAUUUCUUAGUAAGAAGCUGAGAGAAAUAGGUUUUGUACCAAAACAUCUGAAUUUUCACAUCAGGACAUUCAGUUUUACACUGAUUACUUUGUGUGUGUGUGUGUGUGUGUUUGUGUGUAAGAUCUGGAAUUGAAUUAUUUCUUUAUAUAGCUAUAUAAAAAUAUGUGGCCUCUAUGGUUGCAAGGAAUGACUUCUAAAUGUCACUCGGCGUAGUGCUCUCCCCCUCAUUUUACACAGGUACCUACCAGUGGCUGUUGUAGGAUGUACACCCCUCAUGGUUUUAACUACAAGGAAUCGCAGUGCAACAGUUUACGUUGUUUAUAUUUUUGGCUGUGUUGCUGCUGAUCAUUUUAGUGAUGAUACCCAACUAGUUUUGCUUAUCCAGCACUGCUGGAGCUUAGAAAAGAUUUCUGGGUUUGCAGUGUACUUUACUAAUCCUGCAGCUGGCUCCGUGGCUUCAGUAGGUCUCUGGUAGAAGGAAUGCAGGCUGAAGCCAGUGAAAGGACUGGAGCUGUGGUGUAGAAGAGAUGAAGGAAAUAACGAUGCUAAGAAGAUCCAUGGAUUUGAGCAGCUGUUGGCAGGGAUGCUUGUGAAUGGCUUGCUCUACAGAACUUGCUACUCUCCAAGGGUUGCAGGGAUCCUUUCUGCAAGCCCCAAGCCACUUCUUGACACUCUACUGAUAAAAUGUUUUGUUCAUAUAAUUUAAUAAAAAGGAGCUGUAGGGGGAGCAUGAAAUUGCUUGCAGCUCCUAGAGGAACAAGGCACCUUUAUGUGUAGCCGCUCAGGGAAGUUGAAGGAGCUUUCAGAAAUGGGAUGGGCUUUGUUUACAUAGAAACCAAAGCUUUCAAUGCAAAUGCACAUUUUUGCUUUUAGCUUUGUGUGUGGUUUUUUUUGGUUUGGUUUGGUUUUUUAUGAACAGCUUCAAACCAAUGACUUCUUGAUUUCUAUUCUACUUCUGGAAGGCAGCUUGGAAAUGUGAGUAAUGGUUCCAGAAGUGUCAAGAUUUUAAUUUGCUAGCAGACUUUCAGGAGGGAUACUACACCUCUCAGUUGGUCGGCUCAUUUUUAACUGAAUUCAGAGGUUAUACUGCAGUCCAGCUGUAGAACUGAUCAAUUUGUGUGGGUCUGACCCAAUUCCAGUUUAAGCUUCCUAAAGGAGAUCUACAGCACUAAAACUGUCUGUUUGGCUGAGAAGCCCUGUUUGCCAGGGAAAGGCAUCUUGUGAAUGCAGCUUUUCUCUUGGCAAUCUGAACGGAGUCGCUGUAGCAGAUAAAUGGAAUCGAACCCAGGUCUGCGCAUAGCUGAGCUCAACUCAAAGGGAAACCCUCUCACAUCGAGAUUCUCGUUUGAGAAGCCAGCUGCCCCCAAAUAUGCUUUUGCAGCAGUCCUCAGAGCAUUUCUUUUCCUUUCUAUGUGCUUUGUGAAGUGCUGUGUUACUUAACAGUGCUCUAUAAAUUACAAGGAUUGACAUGUGUUUAUUUCUAAGAUCUUUAUGAACUUAUUUAAAACUGUAUGCCAAAUCAAAGUGGCCUUAGGGUUCACAACACAUUGCCAGUGCAGUAGUCUUAGCGGCUAGGACUGGGCUGCUCACCAGUGUAAGCACAUUUCUGGAGUUCCUUUCCACAGCCGCUGUUAGUUUUCCCUGUUCAGUGUCACUUGGCUGAAAUAAUUCACUUCCCCUAGCCUGCCUGCCCUUUGCUGUUUGUGAUCACGUAGCUGGAGAGGAGGAUCUGGGCACCACCCUUCCUUUGCUGUUGCAGAAGUUACAGGGUAUGUUCCUCGUCUUCCAGGGAUUUAAUUGCUCUGUGGGCAGCACAAACUCACAAGCCAAAUUCAGAAGACAGAGGUAUGGGCAUGUGCUAAAAGUCAAGAACCAGAAGGUUUACUAGCUAGCUCACGGGCUUCCCUACCAGCCGUCUCCUCCCUCAGGAUUAUAGUGGGAGACUACUGGAAAAAGUGAAAGGUAAUUAGCUACAAUCAUUCCAGCAUACCAUCCCUAGCACAGUCCACCCCAGACCCAUGGUCACCAGCUGGUGCCCAGAUCCUCCUGCCAGCUGAGGGAGCUCUGUAGAAUACUGUAAAUUCCUGUUGUGCUAAUGGUGCUUAGAUACUACAGUGAGACUAUGGCACUUCAGAAAUACCUAAGAUAGACAAAUGGAUGAAUGACGUCUCUGAAAUAAAUUUUUUCACCCUAGUGUUCUCUGUUAUCCCUUCUUUCUUUCUUUCCCCCCAGAGGCACCUCCUGAGCAUCGGUUUUGUGUCCCCUGGCAGGACCAUGUUUAGAAAUCCAUGUGUCAUCCUUCACAGCAGGAUGAGUAUUAGCACAGCUGCUAUGCAAUGCAAAUAAGAGUCCAGAGGUGAGGGAUAUUCUUAGAAUUAGUCUUAAUCA